Pestalotiopsis fici W106-1 is the source of this 2715-nucleotide messenger RNA. RefSeq lists its product as uncharacterized. The transcript has 5 exons. NCBI's taxonomy places the organism in Eukaryota, Fungi, Ascomycota, Sordariomycetes, Amphisphaeriales, Sporocadaceae. The record is from RefSeq and is a predicted model, not a curated record. Gene Ontology annotation, molecular function: catalytic activity. The coding region runs from base 1 to 2715 and encodes 904 amino acids. Gene Ontology annotation, biological process: nucleoside metabolic process.
AUGAGUGCAGGCACCCUCGACCCCGACGACUAUACCGUGGCCUGGAUCGCACCUCUCGAGAUCGAGGCCCGAGCGGCUCUGCAUUUGCUCGAUAAACGGCACCACGGCCGAUUCCCGGUCAGCCGGGGCGAUAACUACGUCUUCCACGGCGGCAGUAUAUGCGGCCAUAAUGUGAUUAUUGCGACGCUACCGGCCGGGCAGGAGUAUGGCACGGGAUCGGCUGCUGCACUGGCUAGCCAGAUGAAAAAGUUCUUCCCAAAUCUCUGGUUCGGGCUGCUUGUCGGCGUAGCAGCGGGGUUACCUGCUUUGAAGCAUAGCCCACCGCGUGAUAUUCGGCUGGGCGAUGUGCUUAUUGCCCUGCCCGAAGACGGACGCCCUGGAAUUAUCGCUUACGACUUAGGCAAAGAGACGGAAGGCGGGAUCCGCCUGCUUCGAGACGGCCACGUGCUUGCGAUGACAGAACCGAUCGUCCGGUCAGCUAUAGGCAGCAUUAAACUCCACGCGCCAAACGACGCCGCAAUAUUCUUGCCUUAUUACGAAACGAUCCGCGAUAAACAGCAUGCGAAUGGCACGUUUAUAGACCCGGGUCAAGACUAUGACACCUUAUACCUAGCGAGGGACGAUGGAACAGAGGAAGUCGUGGAACGUACGCGACGUCUAGACGCCCAGCGAACUCGGGUAUGGUACGGGCCGAUUGGGUCGGGGGAGAAGCUGUCAAAAAAUGCGCGGUGGAGAGAUGAGUUGCGAGACAGAUAUGGCAUUAUCGGCCUCGAGAUGGAGGCGGCUGGGACAAUGAAUCAGAUUCCGGUCGGUGUCAUUAGAGGGGUGUGCGAUUAUGGCGAUAUGCACAAGAACAAGGAAUGGCAGCCGUAUGCGGCAGCAAUGGCGGCGGCAUACGCAAAGACAGUGUUGUGCCAAAUCCCGCCUAAGACACCAGACCGGCUGACGCGCAGUGUGCCUCAUGAUAAAAUGAACCAGACCCGGGUCACUGCUCGCAGCAUCGUCCUUGGCGACUCUGCGGGGACCUAUAUUCCUCGACAUAGCCCGAACGUCACCUUCCAUGAACCGAGUCACCCGCAGCAACACAAAGAACCUUUCUCGACUGUGACGGACGCCGACGCCAUCGAAAGAGCGGGCAUCGCCACGUGGCCGCGCGAUCCCGUUAUGCCACUAGGCAUGCCCGCUGACCUUGUAGCGAGUCUGGAAAAAUGGGUCAUUACUAGAGGGGCCCAAUAUCUACCUGACAUACACGAUUCUCUUUCACCAUUGAUGCCAGUACUGCGACACAUUCUACAUGAUCUUGCAGUGGGUAAUGAGAUGGACUUGUGCGGUGAGCAUUCGCACUGGCUAUGGAACGAGUUUCGCUGCAUUUUGAUGAAGGCUGUCUUAUCAAAACCAGACAAGGCACAGGAAAUAUUGAGACCACAAGAAGAGCAGCGCCCACGAAGGGAAGAGGCUCAGGGUAGACCAAAGAGAAAGCACAGUGACGUGCAAACCGACAACGAAGUUUCGAUAGUCACCAAAAGACGGCGUGCAUAUACCGGACAAAACAUUCGGCGUACGCCUGAUUUGAGAGAUCAAUACAAAUCAAGACGAUACAAAACGUCGGAAGGCAAUCUCCUGGUUCAAACUAGAUACGGCAAACGCGACCUGAGCCUUUUGGUGCAUUUCACCUUGAUACCGACAACAAGCUCUGACCAACGAGAUCGCACUGGCUUCACCAUGAUCUUCCAACGAGCCAUGUGUGGACAAAAUAUUGAGCGCUGCUUGAGGACAUUUCGGACAGUUGAAUGGGAAGACUCUGCGUUCGAAAUGAUCGAGAAUGGUGAUCUCGAUUCAUUGAAAGCUGCUCUUAGCGAUCGGAUAAUCUCCCCGUUCGACCGCUUGGCAGACGACGAGAGUACGUUGAUCAGUUUUGCGUCUAGGCAGAUGCAACUAGGUGUUUGUGAAUUCCUGCUUGACUUUGUUGAAGGCACUGAUCCUUGUGAGGUUGACAGAAUUGGUACUGUCGCCAAAUUACUUCAAAGAGGUUGCCUCGAAGACGAAUCUUGGCAAAAUCGAGAAGCCGAUGAUGGCUGCUUGCAUCUUUCCGGACUUGGGUAUCACGUGGCAUUACCUGCUUGGGAGAUUUCCGAGAUGAUAUCACUGUUCAUCAAGCAUGGAGCAGGCUUAGAAAUCAAGGACCAAUAUGGUAAAACGCCAUUGUUGGACAACAUCAAUAUCACUGGGGAACUCGGCCACAUUGUCAUUCGAAGACUAUUGGACAGCAAAGCUAACGUGGCAGCCGUUGACGACAAUGGCAAUGGUGUAUUCCACCUGGUACUGGAAGGUCACCACGACAAACCAAAAUAUUUGCAGGAAAGGUUGAAGCUUUUACUGCAAUAUACUACAAUAUCCGAACUUUGUCGACCUAAUGAGCAAGGAUACACCCCGUCAGACUUUGCCCUGACCUCGAGUGUUUGGCGUAUCUGGUGUGAAACAGUAGCAGCCCGGAUUCCAUUGCAAGAGCUAUUGCAAAGGGAUUCUUUCCUGAAAAAGGACCAUCAAGAAAAUGAAGCUCGCGAUACGACACCUCACCCACGGCCCAUACGACCGAGACAGCGUGCAACCCGUACCGUUACUAGAGGGGGGGAGAUCAUCGCGAAGAAACCCCUCGCCGGCCCCACCCAUGUCGGUGUAGCGGAUCAUCGAUCUCGUUUGUACAUUGGAAAUUGA